This is a messenger RNA of Prunus avium (sweet cherry), 450 nucleotides long. NCBI's taxonomy places the organism in Eukaryota, Viridiplantae, Streptophyta, Magnoliopsida, Rosales, Rosaceae. The record is from RefSeq and is a predicted model, not a curated record.
AUGUCAAACUUGAGGAGGGUGUUGGAGAGGCAAGAGCGAGAAGAGGAAGAAAUCUGGCGCAGACGUGCUGAGGAAGAUCGGGAGGCCGAUGAAGAAGACGAAGAAAUGCUUGUAUCGGUGUGUAUGCUUAAUGAAUCAAGGCAACAUCACUGUCGUCGUGCUCCAAAUAUGGACAAACGUAGGCAGUCUCGGGUUAAGAAUCUCUUGGAAGAUUACUUUAUCCAAAAUUCGUUAUAUCCUGUUUCUAAGUUUCGAGAGAGAUAUAGAAUGCAGCCACAUUUGUUCCAAAAAUUCAUGCAUGAUAUUUGUAAUCACGACACAUGCUUCAUUCAGAAGUAUGAUGCUGUUGGAGUUUUGGGUCUUCUCCCGGAGCAAAAACUUACAGCUGCUUUGUGGUUACUUGGCUAUGGGGCAUCUGCAGAGCAGGUGGAUGAGAUUGCAAGGAUGUGA